AGGAGGCAGCGGGAGCUGCUGAGCCGGACCGGGGUCGAGAGCCCAAGUCGGGAGCGGAGGAGGCUCCGGGCGGCCGUGAAAGACUCGCGCGAAAUGGGGAACAAGCUCCUACUUGAACUAUGUCUUAAGUUCUAUCAUGGGUUAUGGAAUUGUGCGCUGAUGAGCCAAGAAGUGGAGUGCUCAAGUGACUAAAGAAGAUGGGUGCUAAUGCUUCAAACUAUCCUCAUUCAUGUUCCCCAAGGGUAGGGGGAAAUUCUCAGGCACAACAGACAUUCAUAGGCACAUCAUCCUAUUCCCAUCAAGGUUAUGGCUGUGAAUCUAAACUUUAUAGCCUUGAGCAUGGCCACGAGAAACCUCAAGAUAAAAAAAAGAAAAGUUCUGGCCUUGCUACCCUCAAAAAGAAAUUUAUUAAGCGCCGAAAGUCUAACCGGUCUGCUGAUCACGCCAAGCAGAUGCGCGAGCUCCUCUCCGGCUGGGAUGUCAGGGAUGUCAAUGCGUUAGUGGAAGAGUAUGAAGGAACGUCAGCCUUAAAAGAGCUUUCUCUGCAAGCUAGUUUGGCAAGGCCAGAAGCCAGGACGCUGCAGAAGGACAUGGCUGAACUGUACGAGUUUAAAUACUGCACCGAUGUCGAUCUAAUAUUUCAAGAAACUUGCUUCCCUAUGCAUCGUGCAAUUUUGGCUGCAAGGUGCCCAUUUUUUAAGACCCUCCUUUCUUCCUCACCAGAAUAUGGUGCAGAGAUUAUAAUGGAUAUCAACACAGCUGGCAUCGACCUGCCCAUGUUUUCUGCUUUGUUACACUACCUAUACACGGGUGAAUUUGGGAUGGAAGAUUCGAGGUUUCAGAACGUGGACAUUCUCAUGCAGCUUAGUGAGGAAUUUGGAACACCAAAUUCUCUCGAUGUUGACAUGCGAGGGCUGUUGGAUUACAUGUGCUAUUAUGACGUGGUUCUCAGUUUUUCAUCCGACUCUGAACUUGUUGAAGCUUAUGGCGGAAGUCAGGGCUGCUUAGAUGAGGAGCUCAGAGCACACAAAGCUAUUAUUUCAUCGCGCUCACCUUUCUUCCGGCAUCUGUUACAGAGGAGGAUACGAACCGGAGAAGAAAUCACAGAUCGAACACUAAGGACUCCAACACGGAUUAUAUUAGAUGAGUCUAUCAUACCAAAAAAAUAUGUGAGGGUAAUUUUAAACUGUAUGUAUACAGAUUUGGUGGACCUCUCUAUUUUGCACAGCAGUCCAUCAGUAGGGAGUCUAAGUGAGGUCCAGGCUCUUGUAGCAGGAAAAACAAGCAUGACAAAGGCUGAAGAAGCUAUGGAACUGUAUCACAUAGCACUUUUCCUGGACUUCAGUAUGCUUGCACAAGGCUGCGAGGAUAUUAUUGCUGAGAGCAUCUCACUGGAAACCUUAACUGCCGUUCUCAAGUGGAGCUCCCAGCCUUAUGGCUCCAAGUGGGUACACCGCCAAGCCCUGCAUUUCCUCUGUGAGGAGUUUUCCCAAGUCAUGACUUCAGAUGUCUUUUAUGAACUUUGCAAAGACCACUUGCAAACUGCUAUCCAGUCAGACUACUUACAGGCAAGUGAGCAAGAUAUCUUGAAAUACCUUGUGAAAUGGGGUGAACAUCAAUUAAUAAAAAGAAUUGCAGAUCGAGAACCCAAUUUACUGAGUGGCACAGCUCAUAGUGUGAACAAGCGUGGUGUAAAGAGACGAGAUCUUGAUAUCGAGGAAUUAAAAGAAAUCCUUUCCCCUCUCUUACCGUUCGUCCGCAUUGAGCACAUCCUGCCUAUGAACAGUGAAGUACUGACAGAUUCGAUGAAAAGAGGUCUCAUUAGUACACCUCCUUCAGACAUGCUGCCAACAGCAGAAGGUGGAAAGUCAAAUGUGUGGCUGCGACAAAAAAAUGCUGGAAUUUAUGUGAGGCCGAGGCUGUUCUCACCGUAUGUGGAGGAGGCUAAGUCACUUCUGGAUGAGAUGAUGGUGGAGCAGACGGACCUUGUCCGUUUACGGAUGGUUAGAAUGUCCAAUGUGCCAGAUACCCUCUACAUGGUAAACAAUGCUGUUCCACAGUGCUGUCAUAUGAUAAAUCACCAGCAAAUGUCCAGUAAUCAGUCCAGUCCUCCUUCAGUUGUAGCCAAUGAAAUUCCAGUUCCUCGUCUCUCUGUUGUUAAAGAAAUGGUCAGACGGCUGCAGGAGCUCCGCCAUACUGAGCAAGUUCAGCGAGCUUAUGCUCUGAACUGUGGAGAAGGCGCCACAGUCAGUUAUGAGAUUCAGAUCCGUGUAUUGAGGGAGUUUGGACUUUCUGAUUCUGCUGCUGAGUUGCUGCAGAAUCCUCACAAGUUCUUCCCCGACGAGCACUUUGGAGACGAAAGCCCACUUCUGACCCUCAGACAGUCAGGCCGAUGUCGUGUGAACAGCACGCCCACUGCAGAAACAGUGUUUACAGACCUGGAUUCUUUUGUGGCCUUCCAUCCUCCACUCCCUCCUCCCCCUCCUCCUUACCAUCCACCAGCGACUCCAGUUCACAGUCAGUUCAAAGUUGGAUGGAAGCAAAGAACCCAGAGCCAGCACCCCUCCCGUUCUUUUUCUUACCCUUGUAACCAUUCGCUCUUCCAUGCCAGAACAGCCCCCAAACCUGUCCUACCCAAUUAUUUCUCCAGCGUGAAAGGCACACCUCCAGACUGCACUAACACCGCAGGACUGGGAAGACAGACAGUUGCAGCUGCAGCAGCUGUGGUGGCUGCUGAAAAGCAAGUGGGUAUUCAACCUGUUCUCAAUGAACUGAUGCCGGAUAUUGCAAUGGGUGUGUCAACUAUAUCUCUGAAGGACAGGAGGCUGCCAGAGCUUACAGUGGACACAGAGCCUGUCCUGGAAGUUACACCAGGACCACCUCAGCACAUUUCAUGCAUUCAGACAAGGCACAUACAUAGUUCACGGAAGAAACAUUCAGCUGAGCAAAAACUGGAUCCUAGAGAGUGUCAGCAGGAAUAUCCCGAUUUCUAUGAUUUCUCGAAUGCUGCAUGCAGGCCUUCUACUCCUUCCCUUACCAGGCACACCCCUUCACCUUCCCAAGGUAUCUAUUUUAGCCCCGAUUUAUAUAGCCACAAUAAAGCAUCACCCAGCGGCUUAAAAACCACUCAGUUACCUAAUCACAUCUCUCCUAAAAAGCUAGAAGAUUCCAGGAGAGACUAUGCACUUUCCCAAGAAGGGCAUUCGCACAGACAAAAGAAUGAAACGAUACACCUCAAUGUCUUAGAACAACCUCCCCAGAGGUUGGACUUGGCUUUGGCUGCCCAGGAGAACCCUGGGAAUCUAUCCAUUCAUGCAAGGGGACGUACAAAAAUGGAAACGGAUUUAACAUACGGCCUAACCUCUAGUCGACCUUCCUUGCCUUCCUACAGGGAAGAAAUCCGCGAUGAACCAUCUAGCAGGAGAUUGGUGGACACUGAGCCUCUGGAGAGCGAAGUCCAGAGAAAUGUAGAUUUGGAAAGAGAAGAGGUUGUAAGUAGAGGAAGAAAGUCUCCCGACUUCCUAUACAAAAAAUCUGCCCUCUGAAAACCAUCCACCUCCACUUCUCUGUGCCUAAGACUUGUGAAAGAUCAGUCUUUGAAAUCCCUGGCCUGACAUUUUCUCAGGCCAGUUUUUUCCAAUGCCAGCCGCUAUAUCAUUUUUUUUAAUUAUUAUUUUUGUAUAUACAUGGCUUCAUUAAGAAACAGCAUGCUCCUAGUUUAUUUGGUAUGCUGCUUCAGGGUUUAUGUUUUCAACAGAUUUUUGCUAAAAUUCUGAAAAAAAUAUAUUUUAACUGGCACCUUUAAAAAAGGAAAAAUAAAAGGUAGCCUUUUUGCACCUGUACAUUAAUUUUAUUAAUUUUUAUAUUGGUAUGUUAAACUUCUACUGUCAUAUUUUAUAGGACUGUAUGUUCAUACUAUUUUGAGUGUCUUUUUUUUUAAGAAAUCAUUUCCCGGUAUUCAGUGUGCAUUACCUGCAUACUUGCAUAUUUAAGAUGUAUUUUCUUACAAGAUGGUGAAAAUAUCUGUCUUUAUUUUUUAAUGACAAUAGGAAUUCCAAAGAACAGCACACUUACAAAACUGCUCUGGUUAGGUUCGCAACCUUUCUGCUUUACCACUAAUACAAGAAUCCAGUCUGACGUGUAUGCUCUGUUUACCACGUCACAGGCUGCUGAUGUAGCAAGUGCUCAGCAAUGUCUGUGGCCAGGAUUUUCUUUGAAAGUGAGGAGUACAAGUCUGUUAUGAUUUCUGAAAAUAUUUUUUUCCUUUUGGAGCGUGAAAACUUGGAAGAAACAACUUUCUAAGCCCUUUGGUUGCAGUGUGACGAAUGCUUCACAUGUGUGACAGUUCUGUAGCCGUGCUUUUCUGGUUCUUCAUUUUAGACAAACACAUAGAUGGUAAGCACAAGGUGGUGAGAAAAAUUGUUUAGCAUUUGACAUGGGUGUUAAUGCUACAUUUGGUAGAGCAGCCCUCUGAGGAGAAGUCAAGAGGAAUGCUUACUGCCUUUUCUCUCUCUCUGAAGACAUCAAGGGCUGCGGUUUUAGUAAUGUUAUAUAUAUAUACUUUGUUUUUGUGGUCAGAAAGCAUAUUUGAAGAUGGCUACAACUUAAUGAGCUAUAAACAGUUUAGCACUUAAUUUCUUCAUUCCUCUCUUGAAUAGUUUGGAGUUGGUUGAAGUUGGUUAAUAUUGGAAGGGAGGUUCUUUUGGGUUUCAUGAACAUAAAGUAGAGAUGCUGGGCGGAUAGAUUAUUGCCACUAAGAAUGGCCAUUUCAGUAGUCAGUUGUUUCAGGUACUUGCCACGUAUUUCUCUUGCAUGGACUGGAAAAAAAAAAUCAGUACCACUGUGUGGUAAUACCUAGCAAAGGCUUGACUUGAUAUGGUGGUUAAUUCUAUAAAAUACAGCUCUUCCAUCACUUGAACCUUAGCAACAUUGAACCUUUUUUUAACAUUGUUAGCUAACCUUAAAUCUAUUUUUAAAUACUGUACUUGAGACUGUUGAAAUGUACAUUUUGUUUAAGUGUUUUUAAUUAUUUUCUGAGCUCUUUUUUAAAGUCCCCACUAAUCUUUUAGUUCCCAGUCCUGACCCUUUAAGGGGAAACACUGUUAAAAAGAAAUGAGAAUGAAUACCUUGUCCGGAUAGUUUACACUACAUUAAUUUCAAGCGUUGUGUUACAUCUUUGUGAACUGAAAAAAAAAAAUAUUCUGUGAAGUUGAUUUGGUAAUAAGACAACACUCUGAGGAUAAAAUAAUCACUUGUCAUUUGUCGAGCAUCUUGUUAAUGAUCCAGAAUUUAAACAUGUUUUCUGUCAAACUUGUUUCAAGAACGAUGCUUUGCUUCAAUUUGCGCACUGAUAAACAUAGUAUCCCAUUAUUUUAUCAUCUCCAGUAGUAGCACUCUCUCUCCCUCUCACCCUCUCCCUCCCUCUUUUGCAUACGUGCGCGCGUACAUUCACACACACCAAAACUUAUGAUUUCUGAAAAUAUUUCCUUUUUCAAACAUGAAACUCAAUCUUUCUAUGUAUAUUUGCUUUGUCUUGUAGAGAUCACGGAUAGGGUUCUUCUGAUAGUUUCCUGGAUUUGCGUACUGUACACUCCCAAAACAAUAUUCUUAAUUAAUAUUCUAUUUCAAGUAGGGUUUUUUCCCAACUCUACUCAAAGCCAAUUUACUAGAAAAAUGUGAUAGGAUGUAUGGAUGAGAAACCCAAGGCACAAAUGUUCAGUCUCAAUAGUAGCUAUUGAAUUGAUUCAGAUAAUUCAUUUUACUUUUUUUUUUUUUUUUACUGUGGAAUAGCUUAUGAGAAGCAUAAAAACAUACACUCCAUAAGUGAAGUAAGCUAUCAUUUGACAGAAGUUUUAGAUGAAGGUAAUUCUGUAGCAGACCUAAGGGCUGUUGUACCUCUUUAACAACCUAAGCCUAAACAUUCCCAUUUGAGCAGAAGACCUAAAGAGUUUAGAGAGGCUGCAGAAUUCUGGCUUAUUGCCUUUUCCUCUGGGCCAUAUAUAAAUGGAACAUUAAUCCCCAUCAACAUUUGGGCUUUGUUAAUUACUAGUGUAUUUUAAUUACAUCUCAGUGAAAUUAUCUGUGGACCUUAAGGUAACUCUUCUACUGACUUUGCAUAAGGAAUUUCAUCCUACCUAUCUGUCCCUUUUUAAAAGUCAUCUUGAUUUUAUCCUGUGUUUGCAAAAGGCGUUUCUUAAAAAUAUCUGUGAUCCAGUCAAUCAGGAAUGCAAGGUGUUUUUUUUUAAACCAAUUUUGCCUAACAAUGAAUUAAUAAAAGAAUUUGUCAUAAUUGAAAUUGCUUUUACAUUCUGGUUAAGAGAUAAUUUACUAUGAGAUGUGUUUAAAGCUUUUAUCUUCAAAAUGCAGUAUGCACAAUCAAUCUCAGCUCUUCAACAUUAUUUUAAUAAGUGAUUAUAUACCAUUUUUCAAAGUUUUAAGUGAUUAAAAAAAUCUUAAUCAAAUAUUGGAAUAAAUCCACUGUCAUUUGUAUUUGAGAUGGGUGGCAAAUAAAUUUAAUAAAUUUGUUAAGUGGCAGAGAUCGUUACUGAACGAACAUAAAAUAGCUUCAGAUUAUUGUUAAAUCUUGUUGUAACAGUACCAAAACUGAUUUGACUGCAUCCUACAAAGGAAAAAGGAGUUUUAAACUGUAGUUGGGAUCCAUUUCCAUGCAUGUACAAUAUUUUGAAAAUUUUUAAAUCUUUCAUAGGCACAAGGAACUGAUGGUGCUUCGCUAGUGUGAUCAGCUGCAUUUUUCAGAAGACAAAGGGCUGCUACUAUAGAGGGAAGUGCCACAAAAGGCAUUUUGACAUUCACCCAAUGCGUUUACAAAUAUUUUUGUUUGCAAUACUAACAAAGCUACUUCUUGUAGUCCUUGCAAGCUUAAAGCAAAAUUGCCCGGCUAACCAUUUAGUGUAUCUUGUAUUUGAACUUGUCUUCAGUCUUUUUCUGCCUAUUAAGGAAUGGAAAAGGGCUAAUAUCUUCUCCUUCAAUACCUUUGUUUUUACCUUGAAAUAUUAUAAACCAUUUCCAUCUGUUCUGUUUUAUUUUGAAAAGGUCCGAAGAUACCACUCUUACUCUAGUUACUUCCAAUGACUGCGUGUUUGUUUAUAUGGUGGAUGGAUAUUUGUGGAAUGUUGGGAAAACUGAAGGCUUAAAAACCAAUCUGUUUCUAUACUUGUAUGUAUUUCUGAAAGAUGUUAAGUGUCCAUGAUAAAAUUCUUGUGCUGUUACUGGUAUAAAGUGCCUUCAAUGCUAAAGGCUCAGAAAUUUUCUUAAACCAACUUCAUGUCCUAUGCAAGUGUUUUUUCUACAACCUGCAUAACCAGUACUUUGUAAAAUUUGUUUACGCUUCAAUUGUACAUAUUAUUUUUAAGAAAAAUAGAAUUUUUAUUUAGGUACCGCCUAGAAUUGAAUUCUAGUCUUGUGUGAUGCAUUGUAAAAGAAUACAUUUCUCUUUUGAGUACCAUUAUAAUUGUAAAAAGGUUUUCACUGGUUCUAUUUUUCUACUGUUGCUGAGAAGCAUGUUAACACCGACUUUAUCCUACAUAUAGUUGGUAUUUCAAAUAAAUGGCUUGUCUAAAAAAAUACAAGUGUAACAUAAUUUUCAUUACAAAUGUUCUGCUUUUAUGAAACUAAGUUUUUGAAACUUUUUGAGUUUUUAAUUUGAAUGGGCCAACUACACUGAGAUAAUAUUCACGACCUGCAUGCUUUAAAAGUACAAAUAAAACUCUGAAUUACAGUAGGCAAUAUCUUUAUUUGAAACAAUUCAAGUGCUAUAUAAUGAACAUUAAAGGUAGAAGCAAGGAAAAGAAAAAGCAGACUGUGACAAAGAUCCCAGCAUGUCUUCUCAAAUCAUUGGGAAGGUUACGGAGGUAGGUGUAUCACAGAAUAUAGGUAAGGUGACAAUCUAACUUUUUCAGUAUAUUCAUAAAACUCUUGCCGCAAAUUUAGAUUUUGUUUUAGUGCAAAUUCAUACAUUACUGAGGCUUUUGUCCCUGAUCAACUAUAGCUGAUCUCAAUGGCUUAGCAGAAUUUCUGGAAUGUGAUGGUUUGGAACAAAGCAUUUUCCUUUCUAUGAAUUAUCCUACUAUUAUGUCACCACUGAUUAUACUUCACCUCAAGAAAGGAUGACAUAACAAAUUAGCAUAUCCAGGAUUUAGAGUCUCAUACUUUGUGUGAAAUUUUUUGCAUGUGCUGAUAUAGGUUAUCUGUUCUUUAGAAAGGUAAUUACCUAAUUAAAUUGAUCAAUUACAGAUUUAUUGAACAUCAAUUGGUUAUAAUCUAAUUGAUCAAUUAAUUGAAUUAUAUUAGUUUGCUUGGAUCUAACAGUUGAUUUAUGUGGACUUUCAGAUUCCUUACUGGUUAGAAUAGAAAAGACAAUCAUUUGGCACUUUAACAUCCUAAACCAGUUAUACUUCAAGUUUAUUGGGGUAAUUUCUGUUUGGUAUUGCUCUCCAGCAGGGAUAGAUUUUCAUUUCCUUCUGUCCUAUUAUAUUUGUCAG
Molecule: messenger RNA, 8501 nt
Organism: Thamnophis elegans (Western terrestrial garter snake)
Lineage: Eukaryota; Metazoa; Chordata; Lepidosauria; Squamata; Natricidae
Gene: BTBD7
Product: BTB domain containing 7
Exons: 11
Coding region: 198-3545 (1115 amino acids)
Biological process (GO): morphogenesis of a branching epithelium
Molecular function (GO): protein binding
Source: RefSeq, a predicted model, not a curated record